Messenger RNA from Daldinia caldariorum, 2139 nucleotides. RefSeq lists its product as uncharacterized. The record is from RefSeq and is a predicted model, not a curated record. The transcript is spliced from 5 exons. Lineage: Eukaryota; Fungi; Ascomycota; Sordariomycetes; Xylariales; Hypoxylaceae. Bases 1 to 2139 code for a protein of 712 amino acids.
AUGAAUUUUUUACUUCUAGUCGGUCUGAUUGCGUUACAAUUGGUCAUACCAGCCCGUAGUGACCAUGGAGGCUCUGAUAUUCAACCAGGAGGGCCAAAACUGCCUCAGCUUUCAAAUGCGCAACUUAGAGCGUUUGCGAAUUUACAUCAAGCGAGGAGCGCCUGGCAGAGUCAAAACGGCACGUAUGUAAUCGCAAGCCCCUGCAAAAAGGGGUUCAAGAAGCCCACCUAUAAGCUCUCCGCCUUCCAGUUCAACAAGACGACCACAGAAGCGGGUCAUAGGAGCAUGGCACACUUCCUGUUACACGAUGUUGCGAAUAACGAAACGACUUCGUGUACGACCCCUUAUCUACAAGACCCGAACAAGCCGAUGUGGAAUAAUUGUGAAGGCGAUAAAAAUGCGGUAUCGCCGAAGACCAUAUUCAAGUAUAAAGCUGCCGCUAGCGAAGUUGAGAUCAGCCAGAUGUGGAUAUGCGAGGUCGAAAAUAAGACUCAUCCUCUAUCUUACUUCUCAUCCGCGAAGACUCAACUUACCGGACUCUUGAAGUGUGUGGAAGAUCCUACACAGACAAGAUGCGUAGUCGCGGACGAGAAGAUAUCGUCAUUCGACGGGGACUACGUAACCCCGGUCUGGAACUCCGAUUCCGUGAAGAUAAUUCCACCAUCUGAAGAGGAAGUCCUGGGCACGCCGUGGAACGAAACUCCUUGCAUCGGUACUUCUUUCAGUUAUCCGGACUGGGAUGUGCAGAACAUGACUCGCGAGGAAGGCGAUGAUGGGACGACUUGGAGUUUCCGCUUGAGCAACCAUGCUAAUAACCAGUCUGUGACAUGCGCUGCUAAAGGUAGAAAGUGGUCCGCUUGCGAUAGCACUUCGACGGAAGUACGGUUUUCCGAGGAGACGAAGGAGCUCUCGAUUAACCAGACGUGGGUAUGCAACGGAGGGGAGAAGUAUCCAAAAGACGUGACCUUCCGAGCCAUUGGAACCGCACCCAUCGACAUCGAAUCCGAUAAAUCAACUUACAUCAAGGGAUCACUAACCGAGCCGAUCGAGCUAACCCCGAACGUCGCCCCCGAAGGCGUCAACCACCCGGGCUGCCUCGAGACCUCCGAGACGCCGACGUGGACCGUCACCUCAUGGGAGUGGAACGAGAUAUGGCGCGGCGGCUUCGGCACGGGGAACCUGACGGCGACCUUUCUCAACCCCGCGACCGGGUUCCGCCUCACGUGCACGGGCGACGGCGAGGAGCUCAACCGCGACGGGCGCUACGGUCACGACCGCUGGUGGGGCUGCGCCCUCGCCCGCUCGCCCUUCGACGACUUCCGCAUCCUGUCCGCCAUCCGCCUGAACCCCCUCACGGGCGUCUUCGCCAUCGACCAGCGCUGGCAGUGCAACGGCCACCACGGCAAGCCCCCCGCUAGGUUCCGCGCCGUCGGCGACGCGGAAACCAGCCUGGCGUGCGCGUGGACCAACGACACCUCGGCCGGCGUGUUCGUCAAGACCUGCCGACAGACGCAGCUCCCGCUGGCCGUGCGCGGCGCCGUGACGGAGCGCAGCGAGCUCCCGCCGACGGCGUUCUUCGAGCUCCCGCCCUCGGGGUACAGCUGCACGAUCGCGUCCGUGCUCGCGACGCAGUGGCGCGCGGGGUUCACGUCGGACGCGGUGUACGCGGGGCCGACGUCCGCGCGGACGUUCGGGACCAACGUGCGCUUCGGGAUCCAGUUCAUGGCCAUCGACGGGUACCAGGCCGUCGAGUACGAGGGUCUCGACACGACGCCCUACCUGCCGACGAGCCGCCCGGCGCGCUGGUACGAGUGCAAGGAUUACAUAAAUGGGGUGCGGUCGUCGAAUGCGUGGGACCGCCAGUCCCUCGAGUGCAUGUGGCAGGUUGAUCUCGCGACGGGGUAUAUGGCGAUAAAUCACACGUGGUUUUGUGAUGAUAAGGACCCUGAACACCCGAUCAUCUUCACAGGCUACGGGAGCAGGUUCUACAACAUGUCUUGCUACGUCUACCGUAAGGACGACGAGAUCUCGUGCGGCGUGCUGGGGUUGAACCCGCCACCUAUCUUGCCGACGCAUCUGUCGUGGAAGAACGUCCCGGCUGCAGAGCUAAAGGCUUUAGAAGUCGGGUUAGGUAUUUGA